Molecule: messenger RNA, 1284 nt
Organism: Syngnathoides biaculeatus (alligator pipefish)
Lineage: Eukaryota; Metazoa; Chordata; Actinopteri; Syngnathiformes; Syngnathidae
Product: myelin basic protein-like
Exons: 5
Coding region: 716-1144 (142 amino acids)
Molecular function (GO): structural constituent of myelin sheath
Source: RefSeq, a predicted model, not a curated record
ACGAAUGACGGCACUGUAGUGCGGUGCAGGUUGCAACACACCCGCUGCUCAGGUAAUUUCUCCGCUGCAGCAAGGCCCAAGUGGCUUGCACGAACAAACAGGAAGCGAAAGUCGAGCAAGAAACGUGAGGCAAUUUCCAGCUCCAGUUUAUCAUGCCCAAACGAUCCACAUGCAAAGACAGGCAUGCCAAUCCAAACCAAAGUACUGUACUUUAAUCCGGAGUAUUUAGUUAUUUGAAAUGACAGGCAUAACUAUCAUGGCAUUUUAGAAUAAAUAAACAACACUUCCAAAGAAUCCAAAACAAACUUUUCAGGUCAUGUUGUCCAAGGAGAAAAUUUGGCGCCCUGUUUUCACGUCACACGACAAGCACCGACGUGUUUUUAAGGCUUGAUUUCUUCCCGGAGCUGCAUUCCGCCCCACCCCUUGCAAGCACUACCACCACUACCAUCAUCAUCAUCACUGCGAGACUGCCCAAAUCAGGAAGCGCCGACACGCGCCGCUGUCUUAUUUUCCACCUCUUAUACGCUUGCACGUUUUGCGUCGAGGAAAAACCAAGUGAAGGUUUUGCCGUUUUCCGCGUUGACGUCCACCGGCUGACGACCGCGAGGCUCAGCUGUGGAUGCCGUUGACGGGCUAACCGGAGAGGGAGGAGGGCGAUGUGCUCCACUGCCCUGCUGCUCUGAGCCACGAUAACAACAACUCCUCUAUCAGCAGCAUGGGGCAGCGUCUAGGAAAAAGAGAGUCGCCAACAGAUAAGGGCUUAUCACCUGUAUCCAAAGAUGAGAGAGGACAACCAGCAGUAACCCCAACGGCAGAAGAGCCUGAAACACACGAUGAAGUCUUUGGAAUGGGUGAGACAGAUGCAAACCAGAACAAUGGCCUCAUCUCGGAGAACCCGGCGGUGACUGACUCCACAGGCGCUGAGGGCCCCCACUCAGCUUGGACCUCCGCCAGCACAGCUGACCCUGACGCUGCCACGCCGCGCCCCCAUCUGGCCCGCCUCUUCUCCCGAGAUGCCCCGGGCCGAGAGGACAACACCUUCAAAGAGCGGCCCUCUGAAUCGGACGAGUUGCAGACUAUCCAGGAGCACAGCGGGGCGGCUUCAGAGUGUGGGUCGGAGAGCCCUGAACAGGACCUAGACUAGGCUAGCCUUUCCUCCCUCCAGCUCCCCUCUCAACUCACAUCCAUCCUCUGCUGUUCCAAAGAGAGACGUGAACCCACACUUUCGACAACUACACCAAAAAUUACGACUCUCACAAGCAUGGCAUCGGCAAGCAGCUCCGC